CGCGCGCCCCUAGGACCAUGCGCCCCACGAUGCCCUGCUGCUUCCUCCUGCUGCUGGCCUCCCACUGCGCUCUCCUGAGCACGGCCCCCGUGGCGGCCUGCCCCGCCCGCUGCGAGUGCGUCCCUCAGAUCCGCUCGGUCUCCUGCCACCGCAAGCGCCUGGCCGCCAUCCCCGAGGGCAUCCCGACGGAGACCCGGAUCCUGGAGCUCAACCGGAACCGCCUGCGCUGCCUCAACGCCGGCGACCUCGCCCCGUUCCCGCUGCUGGAGGAGCUGGACAUCAGCGAGAACCUGCUGGCCCACGUGGAGCCGGGGGCCUUCGGCAGCCUCCCGCACCUGCGCAGCCUGCGGCUGCGUGGCAACCAGCUCCGGCUGCUCCCGCCCGGCGCCUUCAGCCGGCUCUCCAACCUCACCCUGCUGGACCUCAGCGAGAACAAGAUCGUGGUGCUGCUGGACUACACCUUCCAAGACCUGCGGAGCCUGACGUGCCUGGAGCUGGGGGACAACGACCUGGUCUACGUCUCCCGGAAGGCCUUCUCCGGCCUGGUCGGCCUCCGGCAGCUGACCCUCGAGCGGUGCAACCUGACCGGCCUCUCCGCCGAGUCCCUCUCCCGCCUCCCGAGCCUGGAGGCCCUCCGCCUGCGGCAGCUGGGCAUCGCCGCCGUAGAGGAGCAGAACUUCAGGCGGCUGCUUGGCCUGCGUGUGCUGGAGAUCGAUAACUGGCCGCUCUUGGAGGAGAUCCCGCCCGGCGGCUUCCACGGCCUCAACCUCACCUCCCUCUCCGUCACGUACACCAACAUCACGGCGGUGCCCACGGCCGCCCUGCGAGCCCUGGCCCACCUCCUGUACCUGAACCUCUCCUACAACCCCAUCAGCGCAGUGCCCAGGGGCGCCUUCAGGGACCUGAUCCGGCUGCGGGAGCUCCACCUGGUGGGGGCCCUGCUGGCCACGGUGGAGGCCCAGGGGCUGUAUGGCCUGCGGCAGCUCCGGCUGCUCAACCUCUCCAACAACUUCUUGUCCACGCUGGAGGAAGGCUCCUUCCAUUCCGUCAACACCCUGGAGACGCUGCGGCUCGACGGGAACCCGCUGGUCUGCGAUUGCCGCCUGCUGUGGAUCCUGCAGCGCCGGAAGACCCUCAACUUCGACGAGCGGCUGCCUGUGUGCUCCUCGCCGCCGGAGAUCCAGGGCGACGCCCUGCGGGACUCCCCGGACUCCGUCCUCUUUGAGUUCUUCACCUGCCAAAAGCCCAAAAUCCGGGACCGGAAGCUGCAGCACGUGGCGGCGUUCGAAGGGCAGGCGGUGGCCUUCGCCUGCCGGGCGGACGGGGAGCCCGCCCCCUCCAUCAGCUGGGUCUCCCCGCAGCACCGGAUGAUCCCCGCCAAGAGCACCGGGCGGGUCGCGGUCUUGCCCAGCGGGACCCUGGAGAUCCGCUACGCCCAGGCCCAGGACAGCGGGACGUACAUCUGCAUCGCCAGCAACGCCGGCGGCAACGACACCUACUUCGCCACGCUGGCGGUCCGGGGCCCCGCGGCGGAUGGCGCCCUGUACGCCAACCGGUCCUUGUACCUGAGCGAGCUCAACGACACGGCCCACAACGAGACGCAGGUCUUGCUGAAGUUCACGCUGGACCUCAAAACCAUCCUGGUCUCCACCGCCAUGGGCUGCAUCACCUUCCUGGGCGUGGUGCUUUUCUGCUUCCUCCUGCUCUUUGUCUGGAGCCGGGGCCGCGGGCAGCACAAGAACAACUUCACCGUGGAGUACUCCUUCCGCAAGGUGGACGGCCCGGCCACCGCCUCGGGGCAGGGGGGCGCCAGGAAGUUCAACAUGAAGAUGAUUUGAACCCCGGGCAGGCUGGGAGG
This is a messenger RNA of Elgaria multicarinata webbii, 1858 nucleotides long. It is a transcript of the gene LINGO3, whose product is annotated as leucine rich repeat and Ig domain containing 3. Gene Ontology annotation, cellular component: plasma membrane. NCBI's taxonomy places the organism in Eukaryota, Metazoa, Chordata, Lepidosauria, Squamata, Anguidae. The record is from RefSeq and is a predicted model, not a curated record. The transcript has a single exon. Bases 18 to 1838 code for a protein of 606 amino acids. Gene Ontology annotation, molecular function: protein binding.